Spea bombifrons (plains spadefoot toad) is the source of this 4192-nucleotide messenger RNA. RefSeq names its product DLC1 Rho GTPase activating protein (gene DLC1). Gene Ontology annotation, molecular function: GTPase activator activity; protein binding; lipid binding. Gene Ontology annotation, biological process: actin cytoskeleton organization; regulation of Rho protein signal transduction; signal transduction. The transcript is spliced from 14 exons. The record is from RefSeq and is a predicted model, not a curated record. NCBI's taxonomy places the organism in Eukaryota, Metazoa, Chordata, Amphibia, Anura, Pelobatidae. Bases 355 to 3618 code for a protein of 1087 amino acids. Gene Ontology annotation, cellular component: focal adhesion; membrane raft.
ACGCCUAGUGGGGGAGAGGCAGGGAUCUAUUACCCCGUGCCGGAGAGGAGCUGGGGCUGUAUGGGAUACAGCUUGAGAGCCUUCACUGAGCAGUCCUACCAAAAGUCCUAGCGUUUGGGGAAAAAGGAUACAAAACAUGGCACUUUCUAUGGAGGACACUCACUGGAUUUUACUCUAAGUGGUGGAUUCUUGGAGUCACUGAGUUUGGAUGUAAGAAGUUCGAGUCCUCAGCUGCUGAAGUCCCAUUCCUUGCAAUGACUGGUCCCUGUGUGCUCCUAACCUUCGCAUUACCAAGGGAGCAAAGCAGGGGUUAACCCGAUUUCUCUUACAGCUAGCACAGACCUGGAUCCACAUAUGUGUAAAGAAAAGCUGGACAUUAUGAUCCUGACACAAAUAGAGGCAAAGGAAGCAUGUGAUUGGCUACGGGCUGCAGGAUUCCCUCAGUAUGCUCAGCUCUAUGAAGAUCUCCUAUUUCCUAUUGACAUCUCCUCGGUAAAGACAGACCACGACUUCUUGGACAGAGAUGCGAUCGAAGCCUUGUGCCGGCGUUUAAAUACCUUAAAUAAGUGCGCUGUUAUGAAGCUAGAGAUCAGCCCAAACCGAAAAAGGAGUGAAGAUUCUGAUGAAGAUGAGCCUUGUGCAAUUAGUGGUAAAUGGACAUUUCAGAGAGAUAGCAAAAGGUGGUCAAGGUUGGAAGAAUUUGAUGUUUUUCACCUAAGCCAUGGGCCAAAACCAGUAUUGCCCGAUGCACACCAGCUGGCCAGUGCUGCCAGCCAAGACAGCGUUCUUACAGAUCUAAGCGAGCAGCAGGAAGUAACGUCCAUACACAGUAACAACAGCGAUAGUCUCCGGGCACAUCCUACUAGCGAGGCAAGCACUACAAGAACAAAUUCCGUCAUCAGUGUUUGUUCGUCUGGAAAUUUUAUUGCGAAUGAUGACUCAUUUGGUAGCCUUCCGUCGCCAAAAGAACUUUCAAGUUUCAAUUUCAACCUGAAAGCUACCGAGAGAACCUCCAAGUCCCGAACUAAGAGUCUUCUAAAGAGAAUGGAAAGUCUUAAAAUUAAAAGCUCAGGCAGUAAAAAGAAGUCCAAGCUUGGUCUGAUUAUAAGUGAGCCUAUUCUACGGGAAGAUAUGGACGACGAUAAGCUAAAGCAACUUAACUGUGUGGAAAUAUCUUCUGUCAAUGGCAACCACAUAAAUGUGCCCAAAGUACGCAGGAGAAGCACCUCAAACUCCACACUGACCAGUAGUAGCAGUAGUCAGUCAGAGACAAGCAGUGCAGUUAGCACACCAAGUCCUAUAACAAGAACGCGUAGCCUAAGUACCUGCCACAAGAGAGCAGGCAUGUACUUGGAAGGCUUUGACCCAUUCAACCAGUCAACGUUCGGUGAUGUCCUAGAGCAAAACUAUAGGAACCAGCAGAGUUUCGGUGAUGAUGCUGUGUUCUUUAUCCCUGAAGACCACAAGCCCGGUACCUUUCCCAAAGCACUUUCAAAUGGCAGUCUUUCUCCAACUGACAGCACGGUUUCCAUGAACUGGAGAACAGGAAGCUUUAAUGGACAUGAAUUACUCAACUUUACAAGGGAAAAUAGUGUCAACAGCUGCCAAAGUUCCAUUAGUAGCAGAAGACGAAAUUCAUUUUGUUCUGAAGGAAGCCGUUUGAGUAUUUAUGACAAUGUACCGGGCACACUCCUGUAUUCAAGUAACAGUGACCUGGUUGACCUGGAAAAUGAAGAUAUUUUCCCAGAACUUGAUGAUAUUUUGUACCAUGUUAAAGGAAUGCAGAGAAUAGUAAAUCAGUGGUCAGAGAAAUUUUACGACGAAGGGGAUUCUGAUUCGGCUCUAGAUUCUGUCUCUCCAUGCCCAUCAUCCCCAAAACAAAUCCAUCUGGAUAUUGACAAUGACUGCAAUGCUCUUAGUGAUCUAGAUAGCACAGGGAACUCAUUGAACGAGUGUGAGGAAACUGUAAUUCAGGGAAGAAGAGACUCUGGCGUUGGUGCAUCACUGACUAGAAGUAAUAGGCAUCGAUUCAGAUGGCACAGCUUCCAGAGUUCACAUCGACCCAGUUUGAGCUCCGCUUCCCUGCAGAUAAACUGUCAGUCUGUGACUCAGAUCAACUUGCUGCAGAAGUUCUCUCUUCUUAAGUUAACUGCUCUUCUAGAGAGAUACACACCAUCUAACAAGCAUGGAUUUAGCUGGGCUGUGCCAAAAUUUAUGAAAAGGGUUAAAGUUCCUGACUACAAAGACAGAAAUGUGUUUGGUGUUCCCUUGACUGUUAACGUACAACGCUCCGGUCAGCCGCUGCCCCAGAGCAUUCAGUUGGCUAUGCGUUACCUGCGGAGUCAAUGCUUAGAUCAGGUGGGCUUGUUUAGGAAAUCUGGGGUGAAGUCCAGGAUUCAAGCUCUUAGGGAGAUGAGUGAAAGCAAUUCCGACAGCUUGACUUUUGAAGCACAGUCCGCCUACGAUGUUGCUGACAUGCUAAAGCAAUACUUCCGAGAUCUGCCAGAGCCGCUUCUGACCAGCAAACUCUCCGAGACCUUCUUGCAGAUCUAUCAAUAUGUUCCAAAAGACCAACGGCUCCAGGCAAUUAAGGCAGCCAUCAUGCUUUUGCCAGAUGAAAACCGGGAAGUUCUGCAGACACUACUGUACUUUCUAAGUGAUGUUGCUGCAGCUGUAGAAGAAAACCAGAUGACUCCUACCAACCUUGCUGUCUGCCUGGCACCUUCUCUCUUCCACCUCAAUACUCUAAAGAGAGAGAACUCUUCUCCCAGGGUAAUGCAGAGAAAACAAAGCUUGGGGAAACCUGAUCAGAAAGACUUAAAUGAAAACCUUGCUGCCACCCAAGGACUGGCACACAUGAUUGCUGAAUGCAAGAGUCUUUUCCAGAUACCGGACGAAAUGAGCAAAUGUCGUAAUUCGUACAUGGAGCAAGACCUGAGGCCGGUGUGCUUGGAGGAACUUGUAAAUGGGAGACCAGAAGAAUCUUGUGACUAUCAGUCGUAUCUGCAAGAAGGAAUUGACAGCCUAUUGAAGGAAGCCAAGGACAAGUUCAAAGGCUGGGUUAGCUGUUCCACUUCAGAGCCAGCUGACCUCUCCUACAAGAAAGUGUGUGAAGGCCCUCCUCUUCGACUCUGGAAGUCCACCAUUGAAAUUCCAGCACAGCCUGAAGACAUUUUACAGCGUUUGCUGAAAGAGCAACACCUAUGGGAUGAAGACCUACUGGAUUCCAAAGUUAUUGAGCGCCUGGAUGACCAGACUGAUAUUUAUCAAUAUGUGCAGAAUAAUAUGGCACCACACCCAGCUAGAGAUUUUGUUGUUUUAAGAACAUGGAGGAGUAAUCUGCCAAAGGGCGCUUGUGUUCUUUCAUGCACAUCAGUGGAUCAUGACGAUGCUCCUCUACUUGGAGUCCGGGUCAAUGUACUGUUAUCCAAGUAUCUGAUUGAACCGUCUGGCACAGGAAAGUCCAAGCUCACAUAUCUGUGCAGAGCUGACAUGAGGGGCCACAUGCCAGAAUGGUACAGCAAGGUUUUUGGACACCUGUGUGCCGCAGAAGUGGUCAGGAUUAGAGACUCUUUUAUCGGCCAACAACCGCAAGGCAAAGAUGGAAAGUCGAGGUGACAAUCCAGCAACUGACGCUCGCUCACAGAAAGUGAUUAUAAUAGGUUAUUAAAGAACUUUGACACCCUGAUGGACUUGGGAAACGGAUUCCAGAUUUUGGAAAAAAAAUCUUUAUCAAAUGACUCUGUCCUUGAUUUUAAAGCUGCUUCAUUCUUCAUAUGGUGCCUAUUUUGAUGCUCUGGACUGGAACUCAUAGGCCUGUUAAUGUAUGUUUUAUGACAUAUUAAUUGACAUUGCUUCUGGGAAGCAACACAACUGUAUUGGAAAUUAUAUAUUGUGCAACGUUAUGAAAAUGCCACAUUCCUAUGUUUUUUUGUUAUAUUCCAUGCCAUUUUAUUUUUGAGUGUAUUGAGGGAUUAAUGUAUCCACUGGAAUAAUUGGUACUCUUCCUUAUCCCCCCCCCCACCCAGACAAGAGAUAUUUGCACAGAGAAAAUGAGUGAUUGUGUGUCGCCCUUAUGAAUGGAAUCGGUUUUGGUGUCUGGUACACUAAUAUGCAAUUGUACUGGUUUUAAAUCUCAGGUUUUUGUAGACCUUUUCAUAUUGCAUCUUUAUCGGCUGACCUGGCAGUCCCA